AUGAAACAGGUCCCAGGUGCGCCCCAUGGAGAGCUGCUCGCCCUCCCGCCCCCGAGCCCACUCCUCCCGCUUUCCUCCAUUCUCCAGGCCUUUGCUUCCAGCCUCUCAGGCUCCCUGGCGACCCACGCAGUCCUGCUGGGCAUAGGGGUGGGAAAUGCCAGCGCCUCCGUGUCGGCCGCCACCGCCACUUGGCUGCUGAAAGAUUCAACUGGCAUGCUGGGCCGCAUCAUCUUUGCCUGGUGGAAGGGGAGCAAACUGGACUGUAAUGCCAAGCAGUGGAGGCUUUUUGCUGACAUCCUCAACGAUAUAGCCAUGUUCCUCGAGAUUAUGGCUCCCGUAUUACCAAUCUGUUUCACCAUGACCGUCUGCAUCAGCAAUCUGGCCAAGUGCAUUGUGAGCGUGGCUGGCGGGGCCACUCGGGCUGCACUGACCAUGCACCAGGCCCGGAGAAACAACAUGGCCGACGUGUCAGCCAAGGACGGCAGCCAGGAGACACUGGUAAACCUGGCAGGGCUCCUGGUCAGCCUCCUGAUGCUUCCCCUGGUGUCAGAUUGCCCUAGCUUCAGCCUUGGUUGUUUCUUCCUCCUCACUGCCCUCCACAUCUACGCCAACUACCGGGCCGUCCGAGCCCUUGUCAUAGAGACCUUGAACGAAGGCCGGCUCUGGCUGGUCCUGAAGCACUUCCUUCAGAGGGGAGAGGUGCUUGACCCCACCUCAGCCAAUCAGAUGGAGCCGCUGUGGACAGGUUUCUGGCCGUCUCUGUCUCUGUCCUUGGGGGUCCCCCUACAUCGCUUGGUUUCCAGUGUCGUUGAGCUGCAGCAACUGGCUGAGGGACACCAAGAGCCUUACCUCCUUCGCUGGGACCAGUCUCAAAAUCAGGUACAGGUCGUGCUGAGCCAGGUGGCAGGCCCUGAGACCGUCCUAAGGGCCGCCACACACGGGCUGGUGCUCGGCGCCCUGCGGGAAGACGGGCCCCUCCCAAGAGAGCUGGGCGAGCUGAGGAGCCAGGUGCGGGCAGGCCCCAACACAGAGAGCUGGGUCAUCGUCAAGGAGACACACCAGGUGCUGGACAAGCUUUUCCCAGAGUUCUUGAGAGGGCUGCAGGAUGCGGGCUGGGACACUGAGAAGCACCAGCUGGAGGUGGAUGAGUGGAGGGCCACAUGGCUCCUGUCUCCAGAAAAGAAGGUCUUGUGAGCAGCCCAGAUGGAGGCCAGACCCCCGGCUCGGAGCCUGAAGCAAGAACAUUGGCUGCAGCAGGAUGUGGGAAAGGCAGCUUUAUUUUUCACGGGGAAACUGCUGUGGCAGGUCAGCCAGGGCCUCAGGAGGUAACUGCCUGCCAGAUGGCUUGGGCCCCAGGCAGGGACAAGGUAGAGAGAAGGGGAAUCAUGGCCUUC
Messenger RNA from Myotis brandtii (Brandt's bat), 1394 nucleotides. RefSeq names its product chromosome unknown open reading frame, human C16orf58 (gene RUSF1). The transcript is spliced from 13 exons. NCBI's taxonomy places the organism in Eukaryota, Metazoa, Chordata, Mammalia, Chiroptera, Vespertilionidae. The coding region runs from base 1 to 1194 and encodes 397 amino acids. The record is from RefSeq and is a predicted model, not a curated record.